CGUGUAAGUUAGAUCUGUUUAAUCUGUGGUAAAAAAAGGGUGAGUGAACUGCCUCAUUGUUAUUUAUUGCAUUUGCCUCUAAUAAUACAUUAAUUAGCCGAUUUACGGGUACAGUGAGUGCAAUAACAUACAUAACAGGCCGUGACAGCCAUGCCGAUGUGAGUAAUAUCAGAGGUGUGGCGCGUCUCAGUGGGGCGUCGUUUGGUAGUGCAAGUGACAUUAGAUAUACGAAAAAAUAUUCCUUCUAUCUCGUUAUAAGAUGACGGAGUACAAGUUAGUGGUGGUAGGGGCCGGUGGCGUGGGUAAAUCUGCAUUGACUAUACAAUUAAUACAAAACCAUUUCGUUGACGAAUACGAUCCAACAAUCGAGGAUUCAUAUAGAAAGCAAGUGGUGAUAGACGGGGAGACAUGUCUCCUUGACAUCUUGGACACUGCGGGUCAAGAGGAGUACUCGGCGAUGCGGGACCAGUACAUGAGGACGGGAGAAGGUUUCCUGCUGGUGUUUGCAGUGAACAGUGCUAAGAGUUUCGAGGACAUUGGGUCAUACCGAGAGCAGAUCAAGCGAGUGAAGGACGCGGAAGAAGUGCCCAUGGUGCUAGUGGGCAACAAGUGCGACCUACAGGCGUGGGCGGUGGACAUGACACAGGCGCGGGAGGUAGCGCGGAGUUAUGGUGUCCCUUUCGUAGAGACAUCAGCCAAGACACGUAUGGGGGUUGAUGAUGCAUUCUACACCCUAGUCCGAGAAAUCCGCAAAGAUAAGGAAAGCCGCGGCAAAAAGUAUAGGAGAGGGAACAAGGGGGGUUCACGGCGCCCCAUUAAAUGUGAACUGUUGUAAAUAAGUUUUACGAAUUAAUUCAAAUUCUCUAUCAAGUUCCACAGUUUAUUGUUAAAUAACUGCUGUUGGUUUGCGAACUUUAUUCUAUGUGGUAACACAGCUAUUUGAAUAUGACGUUUUAUAAAAUAACCAUAUUAUGGCAAUACUCGAUACCAGUUGUGAAAUAUUGUUAUUGAUGUGGUAAAAAUUUUAAAAAUUGUUGUAUUUUCAUCGGCACAUGGUAAUAUUUUAUACCAUAAAGUUAUAAAUGCCAUAUCAAGUGUAAUUGUUGCUAAGUAUUUGUUCUUUAAAGUUUAAGUAGACAAACACUUGGCCGAAUUGCCCAAAUGUUAUAAUCAUAUGCUAUAUCAACAGCAAUUGUAAAUAAAACAGUUCGAAUUUUAAAUAUAUUGACGAAAACUGUCUGUCGAAUUUUAAUGUCGAAAUGACAAUAUGUCAAGCGAAUGACUCAAAUGCCCUGUCUAAAGUAAAUUGUCUCUGGUUUACUAUUACUCAGACUUGCUAAGACUAAGAUUUAGAUUUUGCAACCUGACUAAUAAUAAGGAAGUAAAAUCCGUGUUGUACAAAAAAUAUUUGAUUAAUGGCAUGGUAUGUAAUAUUUACUAACAUUUUCUUGCACAGAAGAUAAAGAAAUUUUAUAAAAAAAGUAAAUCUAUUUGGUUAUUCAAAGCUGUUUUCAGCAGUAUUGAAAUAUCAGUUGUAUAAUACAUAGAUUAAUAAAUAAUUUAAAUCUGGGCCAUUCUCAGUAUGUAUAUGUCAUGGUCAAAGUUUGAACUGCGUUUACUCCUACCACAAAACUUGACAAUUAUGAACUGUCAAAACAAAUGUUUGACAUGUCGUUAGUCAAAGUUUGCAAGCAACAAAUGUCAGAUAAAACUACAAAGUAACUAUAUUUACAAAGCUGUGACUAAAGCUUGAAUUUAAAUGUAUGCAAUUAAGUAUUAAUAAGUUUCAGCUUAAGUUUUAUGUACUUUAUACAUUUUAUAAUCAUUGCCUUUGAUAUGCACAAAUGCCUUCUGAUUACUGCCAACGCUUUUAUCUCAGUGUUUAGUCGAAAUAUUUAAGACUAUUUUUGUCUUUUUAAUCAUUGAUAAAGAAAUAAAGACACAGUAACAUAGUAACACAAUCAAAGAUUUACGACAUAUAGGCAUUUACCUCUAUAAAUGGACUCUCUAUAAAUCGUAGCAUUUUGUUCCUAUUGGAUAUUCGCCAUUUUGGAGUUGAUAAUCAAAAUGGCGCUACCGCGGUUGUAACGGUAUUGUGGAUUCGCGCUAAUAAUACCACUAAAACUAAAUAUAGAUAGAAUUAAUUAUCACAUAACAUCAACAAGUGCGUUUAAAUCGGAACGAAGGGAAAGCUGUUAGUCCCUAAAACGCUUUUUUCUAAUGUUUCCAAAACAAAAAAAAGGCCAAAAAUAACUCAAUCUAUUGUUUUAAUUAAUUCGUCUCAAUACAAAUGUUAUAUUUUGGUAUAAAAAAAAACAAUUCUUAAUUUCGCGCUCAAAUCUGACAGAACUACUAAAUACUAUUUGAUUUCCAAACAAUUGCCUAUCUGUUUAUAGAGUGUCUAUAGAUGAGUAAUCAGGAGCACAAAAUUGUCAAUGUUGACAUUUACAAAAUGACCCGUUUAGACGUCAAAUUAUUUUUUUAGAUUUAAAAAUUAUGUUAUUAGAAGUAUAUUUGUGAGAGAUCUAUGAGAAUUACAUAAUUACUAUCAGAGGAAUAUAUAGGAAUGAUAGAAAUAUUAAAUUUAUUUCGCUAAUUUUGCACAACACAUUCUAGAUGAGAUGGCACUCAAAUAUUUUAUAGGUUAUAUAAAAAUUAUAGGGUUGCCAUUUAAGAAUGUAUUAAUAUUAAAAUCAUUGGAAAGUUCAGAUUUAUUUAGAUAGAAAAUUGCAUCAUGAAUAUUUAAAUUUAAUAGAAAAACAUUUUACUUUCAAAAGGC
Messenger RNA from Papilio xuthus (Asian swallowtail), 2779 nucleotides. RefSeq names its product ras-like protein 1 (gene Ras85D). The record is from RefSeq and is a predicted model, not a curated record. Gene Ontology annotation, molecular function: GTPase activity; GTP binding. Bases 260 to 835 code for a protein of 191 amino acids. NCBI's taxonomy places the organism in Eukaryota, Metazoa, Arthropoda, Insecta, Lepidoptera, Papilionidae. Gene Ontology annotation, biological process: signal transduction. Gene Ontology annotation, cellular component: membrane. The transcript is spliced from 2 exons.